UAGGACUCUGGGGACACCGCCCCCCGGCCCCCGCGUCCCGCCCCCGCCCAGCCUCGCGCCUCAGUUCGCGCCGCGCCAGGGCUCGGAGCGCAGCGGCGCCGGCUCCCGCAGCCGGAGAGGAGCCAGCCCCGGGAGCCUAGCGGCGCGCACUGCCUGCAGCCGCGCUGGCGAUGCGGGGCCGCCCCGCGCCCGCCCGAGUCCCGGCCCCGGCGCCCUCGGGAAGGGGCUGAGCCGCCCGCCGCCCGGAUGGGGAGCCUUGGCGCGCUCGCCCUCUGCCUGCUCCGGCUCCUGCUCCUGGGGCUGCAGCGGCCGCCGUUGCCCGGCGCCGGAGCGCAGAGCGCCGCAGGUGGCUGUUCUUUUGAUGAGCAUUACAGCAACUGCGGGUAUAGUGUGGCUCUGGGAACCAAUGGAUUUACCUGGGAGCAGAUUAACACAUGGGAGAAGCCAAUGCUGGACCCAGCUGUGCCCACAGGGUCCUUCAUGAUGGUGAACAGCUCUGGAAGGGCUUCAGGCCAGAAAGCCCAUCUUCUUCUGCCAACAUUGAAGGAGAAUGACACCCACUGCAUUGACUUCCAUUACUACUUCUCCAGCCGAGAUCGCUCCAGCCCGGGAGCUUUGAAUGUCUACGUGAAGGUGAAUGGUGGUCCCCAAGGGAACCCUGUCUGGAACGUGUCUGGGGUCGUCACUGAGGGCUGGGUGAAGGCAGAGCUUGCCAUCAGCACCUUCUGGCCUCAUUUCUACCAGGUGAUAUUUGAAUCCGUCUCUUUGAAAGGUCAUCCUGGUUACAUCGCUGUGGACGAAGUUCGGGUCCUUGCUCAUCCAUGCAGAAAAGCACCACAUUUCCUGCGACUCCAAAAUGUUGAGGUGAAUGUGGGGCAGAACGCCACGUUUCAGUGCAUUGCUGGUGGGAAGUGGUCCCAGCAUGACAAACUUUGGCUCCAGCAAUGGAAUGGCAGAGACACAGCCCUCAUGGUCACCCGGGUGGUCAACCACAGACGCUUCUCAGCCACAGUGAGUGUGGCAGACACCUCUCAACGCAGCAUCUCCAAGUAUCGCUGCGUGAUCCGCUCCGAUGGUGGCUCUGGUGUGUCCAACUAUGCAGAGCUGAUUGUGAAAGAGCCUCCCACACCUAUUGCUCCCCCAGAACUACUGGCUGUGGGGGCCACCUACCUGUGGAUUAAACCAAACGCCAACUCCAUUAUUGGAGACGGCCCCAUCAUUCUGAAGGAGGUAGAAUAUCGCACGACCACAGGCACCUGGGCUGAGACCCACAUCGUGGACUCUCCCAACUACAAGCUCUGGCAUCUGGACCCUGAUGUGGAGUAUGAGAUCCGGGUGCUGCUCACACGACCAGGCGAGGGGGGCACAGGACCACCAGGACCUCCCCUCACUACCAGGACCAAGUGUGCCGACCCUGUGCAUGGCCCCCAGAAUGUGGAGAUUGUGGACAUUCGGGCUCGGCAGCUGACCCUGCAGUGGGAACCCUUUGGCUAUGCAGUGACCCGCUGCCACAGCUACAACCUGACAGUACAAUACCAGUACGUGUUCAACCAGCAGCAGUAUGAGGCUGAAGAGGUGAUCCAGACCUCUUCGCACUAUACCCUUCGGGGUCUACGGCCCUUCAUGACCAUCAGACUGCGGCUGGUACUGUCCAACCCUGAGGGCCGGAUGGAGAGUGAGGAGUUGGUGGUACAGACUGAAGAGGAUGUUCCAGGAGCUGUUCCUCUCGAAUCCAUCCAAGGGGGGCCCUUUGAGGAGAAGAUCUACAUCCAGUGGAAACCUCCCAAUGAGACCAAUGGGGUCAUUACACUCUAUGAGAUUAACUACAAGGCUGUGGGCUCACUGGAUCCAAGUGCUGACCUCUCCAGCCAGAGGGGGAAAGUGUUCAAACUUCGGAAUGAAACCCACCACCUCUUUGUGGGUCUAUACCCUGGGACUACCUACUCUUUCACCAUCAAGGCCAGCACAGCGAAAGGCUUUGGACCCCCUGUCACCACUCGGAUUGCCACCAAGAUUUCAGCUCCAUCAAUGCCUGAAUAUGAUGCAGAUACCCCACUCAAUGAAACAGAUACAACCAUCACGGUGAUGCUCAAACCUGCCCAGUCCCGGGGAGCCCCUGUCAGUGUUUACCAGCUGGUUGUCAAGGAGGAGCGACUUCAGAAGUCUCGGAGAGCAGCUGACAUCAUCGAGUGUUUCUCAGUACCCGUGAGCUACCGGAAUGCCUCCAACCUCGAUUCUCUACACUACUUUGCUGCUGAGUUGAAGCCCUCCAACCUGCCUGUCACCCAGCCGUUUACAGUGGGAGACAACAAGACCUACAAUGGCUACUGGAACCCUCCCCUUUCGCCACUGAAGAGCUACAGCAUCUACUUCCAGGCCCUCAGCAAAGCAAAUGGAGAGACAAAAAUCAACUGUGUGCGUCUGGCUACGAAAGCACCAAUGGGCAGCGCCCAGGUGACCCCGGGGACUCCACUCUACCUCUUCACCACAGGUGCUUCCACCCAGAAUUCUAACACUGUGGAGCCCGAGAAGCAGGUCGACAACACGGUGAAGAUGGCUGGCGUGAUUGCUGGCCUUCUCAUGUUCAUCAUCAUUCUCCUGGGGGUGAUGCUGACCAUCAAAAGGAGAAGAAAUGCUUAUUCGUACUCCUAUUACUUGUCCCAAAGGAAGCUGGCUAAGAAGCAGAAGGAGACCCAGAGUGGAGCCCAGAGGGAGAUGGGGCCUGUGGCCUCGACUGACAAGCCUACCGCCAAGCUCAGCACCAACCGCAAUGAUGAAGGCUUCUCCUCCAGCUCUCAGGAUGUUAAUGGAUUCACAGAUGGCAGCCGUGGGGAGCUGUCUCAGCCCACCCUCACCAUUCAGACUCACCCCUACCGGACUUGUGACCCUGUAGAGAUGAGCUAUCCCCGGGACCAGUUCCAGCCUGCCAUCCGGGUGGCGGACCUGCUUCAACACAUCACUCAGAUGAAGAGAGGCCAGGGCUACGGGUUCAAGGAGGAAUAUGAGGCCUUACCAGAAGGACAGACAGCUUCGUGGGACACAGCCAAGGAAGAUGAAAACCGCAAUAAGAAUCGAUACGGGAACAUCAUCUCUUAUGACCACUCCCGAGUGAGGCUGUUGGUACUGGAUGGAGACCCUCACUCAGACUACAUCAAUGCCAACUACAUUGAUGGGUACCACCGACCCCGGCACUACAUUGCAACCCAAGGUCCAAUGCAAGAGACUGUGAAGGACUUUUGGAGAAUGAUCUGGCAGGAAAACUCUGCCAGCAUCGUCAUGGUCACAAACCUUGUGGAAGUGGGCAGGCACCCAGCGGAACACACUGUGGGAACUGCCACGCUAGGCCGUGCUGCAUCCCCCGGAAUGGUGAAGUGUGUCCGAUACUGGCCAGAUGACACAGAGGUCUAUGGAGACAUUAAAGUCACCCUAAUAGAAACAGAGCCCCUGGCAGAAUAUGUCAUCCGCACCUUCACAGUCCAGAAGAAAGGCUACCAUGAGAUCCGGGAGCUCCGCCUCUUCCACUUCACCAGCUGGCCUGACCAUGGUGUUCCCUGCUACGCCACUGGCCUUCUGGGCUUUGUCCGCCAGGUCAAGUUCCUCAAUCCCCCAGAAGCCGGGCCCAUAGUGGUCCACUGCAGUGCUGGAGCUGGGAGGACUGGCUGCUUCAUUGCCAUUGACACCAUGCUCGACAUGGCUGAGAAUGAAGGGGUUGUGGAUAUCUUCAACUGUGUACGUGAGCUCCGGGCACAGAGGGUCAACCUGGUGCAGACAGAGGAGCAGUACGUGUUUGUGCAUGAUGCCAUCCUGGAAGCAUGCCUCUGUGGCAAUACUGCCAUUCCCGUAUGUGAGUUCCGCUCUCUCUACUACAACAUCAGCAGGCUGGACCCGCAGACCAACUCCAGCCAGAUCAAAGAUGAGUUUCAGACGCUCAACAUCGUGACACCUCGAGUGCGACCCGAAGACUGCAGCAUUGGGCUCUUACCCCGGAACCAUGAUAAGAAUCGGAGCAUGGAUGUCCUGCCUCUGGACCGCUGUCUACCCUUCCUCAUCUCAGUAGAUGGAGAGUCCAGCAACUACAUCAACGCAGCACUGAUGGAUAGCCACAAGCAGCCUGCCGCCUUUGUGGUCACCCAGCACCCUCUACCCAACACUGUGGCAGACUUCUGGAGGCUGGUGUUUGAUUAUAAUUGUUCAUCUGUGGUGAUGCUGAAUGAGAUGGACACUGCUCAGCUCUGUAUGCAGUACUGGCCUGAGAAGACCUCUGGGUGUUACGGUCCCAUCCAGGUGGAGUUUGUCUCUGCAGACAUUGAUGAGGACAUCAUCCACAGAAUCUUCCGUAUCUGUAACAUGGCUCGACCACAGGAUGGUUAUCGCAUUGUCCAGCACCUCCAGUACAUCGGCUGGCCUGCAUACCGGGACACACCCCCCUCCAAGCGCUCUCUGCUCAAAGUGGUCCGACGGCUGGAGAAAUGGCAGGAGCAAUAUGAUGGAAGAGAGGGGCGCACUGUGGUCCACUGCCUAAAUGGGGGAGGCCGCAGCGGAACCUUCUGUGCUAUCUGCAGUGUGUGUGAGAUGAUCCAGCAGCAGAACAUCAUUGAUGUGUUCCACAUUGUGAAAACCCUCCGCAACAACAAAUCCAACAUGGUGGAGACACUGGAGCAGUAUAAAUUUGUAUAUGAGGUGGCACUGGAAUAUUUAAGCUCCUUUUAGACUGACUGGAUGGGGAACCUGCCAGAGUCCAGAGGCUGCUGCAGUUGCCUCUUCUUUUUUGUGACUGACAAUGACUGGUCUCAGGAGCUCCAAGGUGGCAUACCUGCCCAGCUCUAGAAAGGAGACUGCUGGUCUCAUGCUCUUCAGUAGGCUCUGCAGCUUCUGGGGAGGUCUGUAGCUGUGGGAGAUGCUGUUCUGAUGGAGACUAGCUUCCAUUCUACACCUGAAAGCAUCAGGCCCUCAGAAGCCUACCCUCAAGCAAGGCCCUGGACUUCCGAUUCCCAGACCUCUUGCUUUUGUUCGUUCUGAGUUUGUUACUCUCAUGGCAAGCUGACUGUGCAGGUGCUGGGGAUGUGGGGAGCUGGCCAGUCCUUCCCUCACCAUACUUAGGAGUACCAGGGGUAGAAGUUCUUCUCCAUGCUAUCUUGCAAAAGAUCAUAGUUUGAGGGAUCACUGUGUUAUUGGUUCCUACAAUCUCCCACAAGGGCCUCUGGCAUGAGACACCUUCCAAUCUGGAUCAGUGUGACUUCUGGAUGCCCCUUAAGCCAAGCAAAAAGCCUUUUCAUCUUACACCUAACCUACACUGGGUUUGACUCGCUACAACCGUCUCCAGCCAGGCCUUGACCUUCUGUAGUCACCCGGCCAACCCGCUGUAUCUGCAUCACACUUCAGCGAAGGUUUCCUUUGCUUUCCCAUAGUCUGUAGCGAGAGGAAGGCUCACAGGAAGUGAAUUAAAGUACCUCUUUAAUCUUUGUAGAAAGGGCCACUCUCCUGGGGCAGGGCUCUUGAGGGCCUGUGGAGUAUAACCCUGUGCUUCCUGGGUGGUACCUUCUGUGGAAAAGACAAACAAAAAAAGCUUUGAUUGUUUUCUCAAGUACACGUGAAAAGAAACUCUUAUGGGAGUGUAAAAUCCUAUAGUCUCUUAUGUCAAAAAAAGAAAAGAGAAGGGUAGGAUGGGAGUUUGAAUGUGUGGCUGUAAGAUAUCUCUCUUGGACUUAUAUUUCCUGGACAUACCCUUGAAAAGUCCUGCUGUAAGAUAACAAGGCCAUUGAACAAGUGAAAUGAGACCCCUGGGAUCAAUCCCUGGUUUGGGGGUAGGGAAAUACAGCAACACCUUUAUAAUUUGUCUCUCCAAAUUUGAACUCUUUCCUUAAAAAAAAAAAAACACAGCUGCCAUUUUGAAAUUGGCUACUGGGCCCCAGCUUGGUUUAUAAUAUAUUAAGCAGGUUUAGGCCUAGGACCAAGUGUUGCUCAAAGCAUGAAUAAAUUAAGGGAAGGGGGGAGAAAGAACAUUGUGAAGUGUUUCCUGCAAGCCAAGUAUCAUGCUUACCACCUUCCAUGUGACAUCCCACAUAGUCAGUAGCACCCCUAGGAACCACUAGAGAAAGCUCUCAUCAUUUCCAUUUGGUAAUUGAAGAAACCCGAGCACCUUCUUCGGUGAUGGAAUUCUGGGUUCCAAAGGCAGGUAAUGGCAGUGAAACCUCCCCACUAUUUUCCUCAUGCUUUCUCAGCCAAGCAAUUAUUUUUUUUUUAUGGAACCAAAAAAGGCUAGAAACUUCCAAGCAGAGAGAGAAGUCCAUGAGUAGAAAUUUAAUUCUUUCUUUCUGAUACCCGUUCUUCUUGGUAGCCCAAACUUUCAGAUAUAUUUUAUUAACUCAUUCCGAGUUCCCCAGGAAAGCUAGUCUUAUCUAAUUUCAUCAUUGCUAAAAACAAUUCUCAUGCUCCCUCAGGCUACAAGGGAGCUCUGUAGCCUGGGCUGAGCCACAAUAUCUGACAGCCUUAAUAGCCAGGGGUCUAGGAAGGUCUAUCUUGCAGACUGAUCCAGUCGCGGUGUAUGAGGGACACAGAAUCCAAUAAGGUGCACAUCUUGCCCUUCGGGCCCACUGUACUAUACGGAAGCUGAGCCACAUUGUAACAGUGGAACAUACAAGCAUUUGAUGAGCUUAAGCGUGAGAGUGACUUGCUCUGCCUAGAGCUUCCUAGGCAACAUCCAUUCCAGUCGGGGCUCAACAGAUUAGCAAAGAAGAAAAAGGAAAUUCAAGCCAAGGGGGUCAACAUGCACAAUGGUGAAGGCAAGUGAGAAGGUAUCUGGAGGGACAGAUGGUGGGAGGUCAGCCCAGCUAGAAAGUAGCAAGACAGGGAUGGUGGCAGGAAGGUAGCCAGAGCCAGGGAGGAAAUGUAAAGGGCACAGUCACUGCCCUGCAGGCAACAGGAAGCUGGCAGAGUUCAAUGGCUAUGCACUCAGUUUAGUUUUGGAGAAGGCUCUCUCUGGACCAGCAGGACAGCCUGUUUUCCUUUCAUCAGACACUGUGAAAAUGUCCCCUCAGUGUGUGCUUUUACUAUGUUGUGUGUGGUGUGUGUGUGUGUGUGUGUGUGUGUGUGUGUGUGCUCAUUAUUUUGUUGCUGGAACAAAAUAUGGAGUGAAUCAUGAGACUGAGCUCUUAUGUAAAACCCAGGGUCUCUGUUCUACCAUGGAGCAGGGUCAACAACCUUGGCCUCUAAGCCUUCAAGGACAGAAUAUAAAAGGAAAUCAGGGAGCCAGCUCCCAUUGGUGUGAGCCCAGAAGCUGCCUAGAAGUCUAAGAACACCAGAGUUGAUCAAGGAAGGCUGUCACUUCGGAAGUUCAAAAGGAACAUCUCAAAGAAAAGGCAAGCAAAGGAAUCCCAGGAGUUACUAUUCUCCUUUGAUGGGCCUCUUCCCAGGUGUAUUUGAGCAUAUCCCCAGGACCCAGAACCCACUGGCCCAUCUGGAUUCCUAUGGCUCUCAUCUCCUAUCUCUGAAUGGACUUCCCUGUAGCCUUCAGGAGUCUGUAACAUAGCCAAUCAGCAUGUUGCAUGCUAUUUCUUCAGACCUUGGCCACUUCUAACAAAGAGGGGAUGGAGAGGAGAGGAUUCACUACAAAUCCUAGGAUUCAUUCUUCUGAGGAAAGAGUUGAAGAGCUGACACAUAAAGAUGACAGUAGUAUCUGCCAUUAUAAAUGACAAGGAUAACUCCAAGGAAAAGGAAAUGUGUGAAAAUUCAGGCCAUGCUGAGGGAAGUCACCAAGGGCUAAUUCAUUCCCUUGUUUUCUCAUGAUCCAACUGUCCUUAAAGAAGGUGAUCUUAAAACAGUGCACACAAAGAGAAAGUGGGGUACAUGGAUGGAAAUGACACUCUUCAGAUCCCUGUGGAGGGCAUGCAGAAGAGCUUAGAUGACAUGGAAAAUGGCCCUAAGGUAUUUAGAUAUUUUCCCCAGAAAAAUCUCCCAAGAAAACCCACCUUCCAGGAGUCUCUUCUCACCUAACCUAUUUAUAGAAUGGGCUCAUUUUGACAUGAGCCAAGGAAGGAUGCCAAAGUGAAUCCUCACUUAGCUAAUAUCUUUCUGUUGGUGUCCAGGGGAAAUCCAAAUGGAGAUGAUAUAAGGUAAAAAUGAGAUAUCAUGAAAACUGCCCCCACUUGGGCAUGCUUAUGGCCUAGAUGACUUCAGGUGGGAUCAAAGCUACAUCUCAUGUGAUUGAUUUUCAUGGAUGAGGUAUGGGCCUGUUAGCUUCUAGAAAGCCACAGUAGGUCCCUUUUAUAAAAAGGAAUGGAAGAGGCUACUUGCUUCAGGUGACUCUCAGUGUGGGCCUUAGCAAUCAAAGACCAGCCAGAUGUCACCUACUCCAUGGAACCAGUAGACUCAGUGCUGUGGACUCUAAAACAUGGGCUCACUCUUCAACAUUCCUGAAGUAUCUGUGAUGAUGGCCAGCACCACUUUACUGAUGAGUCAACAGAUCCAAAGGGAGAACUCACUUGCCCAUUUAAGCAAACUCGGUCUGGUUUUCUGACCACAGAGACAAAAUUCUUCCACCAUAGUAUCUGAGAUUUUUUUUUCCCACAUGAUUACUCUUAACAACAGAGACAAGAGCAAAACUAAUGACUCAGUAGAUAUUGGUAAAGCCCAGUGCAGACAAUGAUAUGCUUCAAAUUCCUCUAGAGCCUCAUGUUUUACAUUCAUGAUAUAUUUGGAUUCCAUUUUCUAAUUUAUUCUUAGUAGUUUAAAUAUGACUGUAUAAAUAUUUUUUUAAUCUGUCCUUUAUCUCAUGUAUCUCUCUGAUCAACCUUGGGGAAUAUCUCUGACCAAGGCAUAGUGCCUGGCCAUGCUCCUUCAUUCUGAGGUUAAUUCUAAACUCACAUCCCCCUAGGUGCAUCUGUUGCUGUAGAGGUAUCCUGACUGUACUGCUCUUGAGGUUCAGUUAAGGUCUCUUCUUCUUAUGGAGGGUUCUGGAAGGUACCCACUAACAGACUAUAAUAAUGAGAACUUACCUGCAUGGCAUGGUAAUAGUUGAGCCCACAAAACCCCAAAGACAAAGGAGAAGCCAGAUGCAGAUUUCCUCUGAAGAUCCUUGAAUGUUGAAAGGUGUCUAUUGUCUCUGUAGAGUUCUGUGGCUUCUGAUGUGGGAAAAUCUUAGGACACACUUCAUGAAUCUUAAACACCCUUCCCUUUACAUAGCUCAAUACAAUCCCUGGUUUCCUAUAGCAUUCAGCACUCCAGACAGAUACCACUAGGAAGUACAGACUACUAUGGCAUGGUGUACCGUGGUUAAGUAGGAUAAGAACUUGCUCUUCGGUUUGAACUCAGACUUUACCAUUUCUGGAAUGUGAAAUAUCAGGCUGAACAAGGCAUGGAAAAAGAAACAUACACACAUCUUUGGCCAGGUUUAAGAGGGUUAAUCUGGAAGGCUAGGGUAGAAAAACAAGAAUUCAACUGAAACCCAAUGUCUAUUCAGGAACAAGGUUGCUUAUGGACUGUUGAGCUCAGUGAUAAAUGCCAUGGGGAAAGAAUAAAGAAAUCCAUCCCUCCUUAGCCUGUAGCAGGCCACCCCUGCUAUCUUAACAGGCCAUCAGCACCAAGCUAAAGCAAGGUAAAUACUAUAGAAUGUACAUCUAUAUCCAAAGCCAAGCAUGAAAGGGAUGCUGAUCCUAUGCCACAAGGUCAAUAGAUUAUACUGAGCCAAGAUCCCUAAGAACAAGUCGCCAACCCAAACUAAAAGACAAGUGAAAAGAUAAAACAGAAAUAGCAGUGUCCUCUCUAAGUCUUCAUUUGCCUUUCUUUCCAAUUGACCAGUCAAAGUGAGGCCCUCUGUAGCAUCUCACCAGUUCUAACUCAGAGCCAAAUAAAACAGAAAAAAAAUAGGGUAAAUUCAGCCAUAGACAACUGAGGCUCAACCUUGUUUCCAUACUGCUGUGUACAGGUUUCCUGUGUGAGGUUGCCCCUAGAGAUCUGUCAAAAAUUAUGAGAUGCAAAGGCUUCCCUUUACUAAAUGUGGGGUCACCUUUGAAAACCUAUCCUUUCUGAACAACAGAGAGAAAGCAAGAGUGAGAGUGAGAAAGAGUGAGAGAGAGAGAGAGAGAGAGAGAGAGAGAGAGAGAAUGUAUCAGUAGUGGAAAGUAGAAAGUGGGUGAGAAAGAGAAUAGUUCUAAAUCAAGUUUUCUCUGACACAUAUUUUAGAGUCAUGGAGCUGAUAUCCUAAGAAACACAGCACAAAUAUCUCUGACAUAUCUACAUAUGAAUACGCUCUUUCAGUUUCUUGGUAACCACAGGUAGACUUUUGCAUGACAGUGGCUAUAUAACUAUAUUGUGGAGACCAAGAACCAUCUCUUGCAUAUCUCCUGCCAAGUUCUACAAGAGGUAGAAAACUAUCAAAGAGGCCACAUUCACCCCUGAAAUGCAUCCAUGAAUAUUAGUGUCCAACAGCUGGAGUCAGUACCCACAUUUAUACCCUGCCCCAGACCUGGCACCACUUUAUCUAGCAAGGAUACUCCUGAGAGCUUAGUGGUGGGGCACUGAAGCUUGUACAGAGGAUGAGCAAGAAUUGGGAAGGGAGACAACCUACUAGAAAGGACUUCAGAAGGUGAUUAACCAUUGGGCUUCCUUCUGGAUCUGAGACCCACUCUAGGUGGCAAAAUGCUGACUCUUGGUCUUUGUUAGGAUGUUUAGAAAAAUGAGGUGUAGGAGUCUUAGAAUAUUGGACAGUAAAGUGAUGGUAUGCGCAUUUAGGGUAUCUAAUGUAGGUUGUGAUUCUUCAGUGAGAACCAUUUCUAGGACCUUUGUGAGAAGAAUUGUGUUAAUCUCGAAAAAAAAAUCAGUCUCCAAAAGGGACAAGCAGAAGACUAGCAUCCAUAGUCUUCUUAAGACUGUGGAUGCCGGGCGGUGGUGGCGCAUGCCUUUAAUCCCAGCACUUGGGAGGGAGAGGCAGGUGGAUUUCUGAGUUCGAAGCCAGCCUGGUCUACAAAGUGAGUUCCAGGACAGCCAGGGCUACACAGAGAAACCCUGUCUCGAAAAACCAAGAAAAAAAAAAACUGUGGAUGAUAUGACAGAGUCAAGCAAAGUUUGCUACCCUGGUUACUGCUAUGAGUGGUGCUAAGAUGGAUGAGCAAACAGUACCUGUAAGAAAGAACUGCCUGCUGGGGAGGAUAGCUGCCUGUUUGAGUAGCUUCCCAGCAGAAGCCAAGCAUCCCCGUCUCCUGACCUGAUGUGAAGAGGCAGCUUAGCUUUGGUAGAUUUCAGACCACUUUCACUUUCAGUGGGUGAGUCCUCGGAACAUGAAAGCCACAUUUGAACUGGUACCUUCAAACUGCAAACUAAGUAGAUAGGUCAUGCUUGGUUUGUGAAGUAGAAGCCCUCUGUUUUUCUAAUCAAAUCAUCUCCUUAUGUCAAUCAAAAGGCAGCUCCAGCUGCAUCUCCUAGCCUUAUGCAGGGUGGUUAGCACCAGUCACAGGGAGCAGCUCCUUGGCCAUGCAUUUGAUGCUUACGGCCAUCAUUGAGAAGGGCAGCCAACACCCAGACUCCUUAGCCACCAGGGCCCUCAAUGACAGACAGAACCAGGAAAUAUGUAGGCAGGAGUCAAGACAAGGCUUCAUUUCAUGCAUGUUAUCUCCAAAGGUUAACUCAGCCAUCACUCCCCUACUCAAGGCCUGUAGGAAAAGAUUUCAAAAGCACAGUGAUUCUGUUGACACCUGAUCAUAAUCAUUCCCAGUAUAUAUAUUUUAUCACCAACUUGUUCUUGGGUUAGCCCAGGUUAGCCUAGGCUAACUCAUAUUUGUAAUCAGGCUCAAAAAUCAUAUUCUCCCUUCUCUCUUCACUCUAUAUCCUAGUAGCCAAUUAAAGGUACAGUUGUAGCCUCUGCAGUUGCCUUGGCUACAGGGUACACCUCUCCAGGACCUAUCAUGGUAUUCCCAGUCUACUCUAGGGAAGCUGACAUUCUCAUUUCCCAGUGGCAUAUGAUAUCACAUGAGACCAAAGUCUCUACACUCUCUGAAGUCUCCACAAAUCCCAAUGGCCUGCACUUGUACAGUUUGGGUGUUUGAUAGAUAAAGCACGUGUGAGAAGAGAAAACAAAAUAAAUCAAUCUCAGCAAAAAGAAAGCCAGCACUGUGCUGUCAAUGUCUUUCCGCCCUUUCCCUUUUUAUUUCCAGUUCUAGCUUCAAAAAGAAGAAGGUAAAUAAUGUCAGGUCAAUGAAUAUCAGAUAUAUUUUUUGACUGUACAUUAAAGUGACGUGUAAUCUUUUUACACCUGCAAGUCCAUCUUAUUUAUUCUUGUAAAUGUUCCCUGACAAUGUUUGUAAUAUGGUUGUGUUUAAAAAAAAAUCUAUACAAUAAAGCUGUGACCCUGA
Molecule: messenger RNA, 12344 nt
Organism: Mastomys coucha (southern multimammate mouse)
Lineage: Eukaryota; Metazoa; Chordata; Mammalia; Rodentia; Muridae
Gene: Ptprt
Product: protein tyrosine phosphatase receptor type T
Exons: 33
Coding region: 247-4710 (1487 amino acids)
Biological process (GO): protein dephosphorylation
Cellular component (GO): membrane
Molecular function (GO): protein binding; protein tyrosine phosphatase activity
Source: RefSeq, a predicted model, not a curated record